Molecule: messenger RNA, 2651 nt
Organism: Dothidotthia symphoricarpi CBS 119687
Lineage: Eukaryota; Fungi; Ascomycota; Dothideomycetes; Pleosporales; Dothidotthiaceae
Exons: 3
Coding region: 249-2651 (800 amino acids)
Source: RefSeq, a predicted model, not a curated record
ACCCCGCGUGCUUGGGGGGAGGCGUGGCUGGCAGACGGUGGUGAGAGGUGAGCAAUGGGUCAACACGGCGAGGAGAGUGACGAUGAGAGUGACAAGACAGACGGGUGCGGUGCGGUGGUACAGGGCGGGCAGGCGAUGCAGGGUCGGGGUGAAUGCUGCAAAGCUCCGUCUAGCGCGGCGUGGACAUUUUUUGACAUGGCGGCGCGACUCGACGACGGGGACGCGGCCACCGCCAGCCAUCUCGCAGCAUGACGCGCAAGAAGAAGAGCGCGCAGACGGAGGAGGCCCCGACGUCGAGCCCCCCGCCGCCGCCAUGUGCAGCGACAGCAGCAGUGAACGGCAGCCCGGCCAAGAGCAAGAGCAAGGGCAGCAGCAGCAAGAAGACGGAGCCGUCGACGUCGGCGCUCAUCAUCUGUCGCAACAAGCACUGGCGCUACAUCUCGUCGUUCCACGGGCCGUGGCUGCAGCUGCCGCCCGAGGUGCUCGAGUCGCUCGCCCACAGCAACUACCUGUCGCCGCGCCCGCACCCCAUCGACCCGGCCGUCUUCUACGACCUGGUCAAGAUCCGCAAGGCCGUCGACGAGGCCACGACGCUGGCCGUGCGCGCCACGAGCGGGCUGACGAGCCAGGCGCUGAGCAACUCGCUGCACGCGGGCAACAACGUGCUGGGCACCGCCGCCGCGCUGGGCAUGGGCUACGGCGGCGGCGGCGGCGGCGGCAAGCUGAGCCGCGAGCGCAAGCACCGCAUGCGCGAGCUGGCGACGGCCAAGCUGAGCCAGGCCUACCACCUCGACGAGAUCGCGGCCAGCGUCGCGACCAUGCAGAGCGCGAGCACCCUCGAGGACGUGGCCCAGCUGGUGCUGCAGCGCAACCCGGCCGACGUCGACGCCCGCUACGUGCACUUCUUCCACGAGAAGAUCCCCAGCCGCAUGAUGGCCCAGUGCACCCCGCUGCACACGCUCGACGCCAUCGUCGCCGACCGGCCCCACGACGCCAGCCCGCUGCGCACCCGCGCCCUGACGCGCAUCUUCAAGGACGACUACCUCAACGCCGCCCGGGACCUGUCCGACGCCCUCUCGACGGCGCGCUACCUGAUGCAGCAGCACCGCGCCGCCAGCGACCAGCUCGUCCUCGCCAAGACGUACCAGGAGCAGUACGGCCGCGACUGGCGCCACGAGGUGCGCAUCCCCGACGACGACCAACCCAGCUCGCUCGAGACGCAGCUGCUGUUCCACCGCGCGGGUGUCUACUUCACCAUCGCCUGCGCACACGUGCACGCCGCCCUCGACGGCCUGAGGCACGCAGAGGAGGCCAAGGCGAGGCGAGACGCCCAGGUCGCCGACGGAGCAGUCCCCACGCCAGAGACGCCCGACGAGACAGAGGGCAACCGCCGCCGCGCCGAAGCCCGCAAGCAGGUGCGCCAGAACGCCAAGCGCGCCCUCCGCGACUACAUUGCCUUCCUCGCCCACUUCGACUACACGCCGGGCAUCUCCCCCUCGCUCGCUGAGGAGUUCCUGCGCCGCCUGGGCACCCCCGCAGCCACAUCCACAACCACAUCUACAUCCACAGCCACGACCAGCCGCCUGCUCGACGCCCCGACCCCCGCGGCGCCCCCCACAUCCGAAGCCCUCGUCCCGCACCGCCGCCCCACCAACCCAGACCGCGCCUCGUGGCCCAAGCUCCCCCCGCCAGAAAUCUUCAAAGUCUCGCAGCUCUUCGACGCCGUGCCCCCCUCCUCACUCCCGCCCUACCCCGCCCCGCCCGCCGAAACCGCCGCCUCGGCCGCCGCCACCGCCUUCGCCGACUCGCACGAAAGCAUCACCUACCACCCCCUCCUCACCGACGCCCUCCACUCCCUCCUCCUCUGCCACGCCCUCCUCCAGACCCCCGCCAAGGAACACGCCCGCCACGCCCACAACGCCGCGCGCUGUGCCCGCGUCUGCGACGGCUACCCCAUCUUCCUCGCCGCACGCUCCCCGGCCCGCGCUGACUGGAUCGAAGUCCUGCGUCGCGCGGGGAACUGGAUCGGUCUGCCCGCCUCGUGGGAGACGCUGUGUCGCCCCGCGCCCCUCCCCACUUCCAAAAACUCGUCCCCCACUGCUGCUGCUGCUACCCCCAAGGAAUCCCCCGCACAGAAACGCGAACGCCAGAAACACGAGGCCAUCCUCGAAGCCCUGGCCGACGAACGCGUCGUAGAUGAAGACUCGUUCCAGCGCGCGGUUCGCGCCCGCGAGCGCCGCAACCGCGAGGACGACGAGGCGGAGAAAGCUGCCACCCCGCCGAUGAAUGGAAGUGCAGGCGAACCCAAAUCCCCAGGCGCCUCUGUGCCGAAGCGAUGGGCGCAGGACGAUGGUCGCGAGUACCCUAUCUCGACGGAGCGGGCGGAGGCGAUUACGCGAUGGGUUAGGGAUGCGCCGCCUAUUGCUGAGGGGUCCGGGGGUAGGAAGAGGCGUGCUAAGGCGAAGGGGAAGUCGUGGAAGAGUCUUCUUGUUUUGGUCUACGCUGGUGAAGAUAUCAAUGACUCCACGUUAGUCGACCAUCAAAUCCACACCCAUACCAGUGUCCAAAAGUUGAAAGAUGGCAAAAAGAACCCCAGUAGAUCCCGCCCCACGCCAAAACCCCCACUCACUCCCACUCCGAACAUCCAGUAA